This is a messenger RNA of Moneuplotes crassus, 1040 nucleotides long. Lineage: Eukaryota; Ciliophora; Spirotrichea; Euplotida; Euplotidae. The record is from the annotation of a GenBank genome assembly.
UUUUAAUUGAAUAUUAUUAUUGAUGAGUAGCCUAAACUCAAAAAGUUUAUUGGAUGCCUUCUCUGGAAGCAGCAAGAGCUCGUUCAACAUUGAACAAAAGAAUACUGAUGACCAGAUAAGUAAAUCUGAUACUAUAAAAGGAAUCUGUAUAAUGGUUGUCUCCUGAGUUGCCAUUGGAAUGAUGGGAUUCAGUGCAAAGUUAAUCUACCAACAUUUUGAAGGCCUCAAAGCAUUUGACUUGCUGCUAUUUAGGUCAUUUGUGAUGAUACCAACAGCUUAUAUCCAGGCCAAAGGGCUUAGAGUCAACUUUUUAGACAUUCAGAAGAAGAAUAUAUCUGUACUGUUUAUGAGAUGUUUCUUCGGAGUUAUUGCUCAAACAACUCUGUUCAUGAGUUUUAGCUAUCUGCCGGCCAGUGUGUCAUUUAUGAUUUUCAAUGUGAAUCCUGUUUUUGUUAUGAUCCUUGCUUACUUUCUUCUUGGUGAAAAUUUAACAAUCACUAAAGGGAUUUGAUGACUUGGAGCAUUUUUAGGAAUUUUAACCGUGGGCAUUGGAAGAAAUAAACAUGAAUCAGAAGGACAAGAUAUUCAAACUUUUGGGAUAAUUUUAUGAGUUGCGUCUUCAUUGUUCGUCAGUAUGGCAUACUGAAUGAUCCGUAAAUUAAAUAAAGAGGUACAUUUUAUUUUCUCUCCUUAUUAUCUCUCAUACGCUACACUUAUUGUAUGAAUCUUGGCUUAUUUAUUCGGAGAAGACCAAGUGAAUCCUUCUCUUUACACUACAAAGGUAGUGAUAAUUUGUUGAUUAGCUGCUAUCUUCCCAAUUACACAUCAAAUUCUUUUAAGCCUUGCUUACAGAUACUGCAAUGCUUCAACCUUAUCUCCAAUACUUUACGCAAGCGUUGUGCUAAACAUAUUCACAGACACACUCUAUUUCCACUACGAAUUCUACUGGACCGAUCUCAUUGGCGGACUUCUCACAAUAAUUUGUGUUCUGGCCCCUGUUGUCCUAAUAAUAAUUAAAAAAGAAGCUUAAACCCUUUCAA